GGUUCACAUCAGAGUGGUGAAUAAAGUAAUUUGCCCAAUCAUUUGCGAGCGUUCGAUCUGGUUGGUCGCUUGAUUCCCUAAGCCGCAUAAAUGUUCCAAUUAUCCCCCAAUUAAAGUUAACGAUGGAGCUGAGCACUUGUGAACUAGAUGCGCAGUUGCUCGAGCGUUUCAGUGCUUUGGGCACGAGAGAUAAGGAGGAGCUGGUGAAUCAGCUAAAAGCAGUGGUUGAGACUGAUAUUUCCACGGAUUCUUGCAGGUUUUUCUUGGAGCUGUCUGACUGGUGGGAUGUUCGUCACUAAGAGGCAUUGCAUAAUUUUUUGCAGGAACAUACAACGUGCAGUGGGUGCCUACUUUGAUUUCAGCUUUGAAAAUUCACCACCGUGCUUCUCAGGCAUGGUCAACAACAGUACCACCAUGACCCUAGCCACGCCUUCCGUAAAUAUUGGAACAUUUACGCGCCCUCCUUAUGAUCUAAGAGUAUGGCCUUCGUCUACCAGUUCUAAGGGAACGUAUGAAACUUUCAAGGUUACUGUUGAAAACUCUGGUGUUAGUCAAUGGCACGAAGGCUGCUACAUUCGCUCGGAAGUGAGUGAGUUUUUGUCCCGUAAUCUUGUCUCAGUCCAACCCGUCCAUAGCCAAGCUAGCGGACCAAGAUCCACAUACGGGAUGCGUAAUGUGGCUCCCUUUGGGUCCGUCCGGUCGCAUACCUUUGCCUCCAGCACACCCUGGUCAGUUUGUCGAUUUGUUGAUAUCAGUCAACCAACCACCAUCUGCUAUAUUGAACCCCAGUUCGAAAAAUCUUGUGGGUGCCAUGAGCUUCUGUUCAUCAACAGGUGACGUUUUUGGCGAAACUCUGUACUGUACGGCUAUUCCCGACGUAGUCAAUCAGAUCUGGGCCUAUCAACGUGGGGUGCCGGAUUGCACUGCAACCAAAUUCAGAGAUACACCGAUGGAUGAGACAUGAACUUCGACAGAGUAGAGCACUUCAACGAAAAUGGAAUUCCUUUCACUGUGAUAACAUCGUCUACGUCAAACGCAGAUUCAUCACAACACCUUGACCUCCACUGAUUGAAUCACUCAGUUUCCCGCCAUAUUGACUUAUUUUUUGAUGUUACCUUGAUCAUCUUCUUACUUCCAUCUCCGGUCGAUCACUCCAUUGGACGCCAGUCCCGUGAAGCUUUCGACUCAACACCGGCCUUUCCUGUGAGGUGUGUUAAUCAGCGUGCUGCAUACAGAAGUCGAGCAGCUGCAGACUGCAAACCUUACCACUAAUCUCUGGAAGCAUGUCAAGUGUUAAACAAAGUAAACAUGUAUGAUAUUCCAAUCAUCGCGCUUUGAGGUUCUGAUUCGCUUGGAUGGAGUUGAUUGGAGUAAUUUAUUUUGCCAAAUACUUCGUAGUAGGUUUGCUGAUGCUUCCCUGUUACU
Molecule: messenger RNA, 1425 nt
Organism: Opisthorchis viverrini
Lineage: Eukaryota; Metazoa; Platyhelminthes; Trematoda; Opisthorchiida; Opisthorchiidae
Exons: 3
Coding region: 286-837 (183 amino acids)
Source: RefSeq, a predicted model, not a curated record